Nicotiana tabacum (common tobacco) is the source of this 1205-nucleotide messenger RNA. Lineage: Eukaryota; Viridiplantae; Streptophyta; Magnoliopsida; Solanales; Solanaceae. The record is from RefSeq and is a predicted model, not a curated record.
GCCAUAUCAUCAUUGUGAUUUGUGCCUUCGACCUCUCCAAAAAUAUAACCAUUUCUCUUUUUGGAGUCUUUUCUUUACAACAACUAUAUUCCCACUUUCUUUCCAUCAUCAUUCUUUUAUACACAAAUUCGAGAAAAAAAAAGAAGAAGAAAAUUCUAUAUACAAAGACACAAUUACAUAUGAUAUGAGCUUGUAGUAACAGAAUCUCCUAAAAUGGCGCCGGCGCCUCUCCGCAAUGAUCCUUUUCCUGAAAUUCGCCGUGCAGAUGAUGCUGGUGCUGCUUUUGUUUUAGAAUCCAAAGGGGAAUGGUGGCAUGCAGGAUUUCAUUUGACGACGGCGAUAGUAGGUCCAACGGUACUGACAUUGCCGUAUGUAUUCAGAGGGCUAGGAUGGGGAUUGGGUUUCUUGUGUUUAACUGUGAUGGGGUUGGUCACUUUUUACUCUUACUAUCUCAUGUCAUUGGUUCUUGAUCACUGUGAGAAGUCCGGUCGACGCCAUAUUCGAUUCAGAGAACUUGCCGCCGAUGUCUUAGGCUCUGGUUGGAUGUUUUAUUUUGUGGUACUCAUUCAGACAGCAGUCAACACUGGCAUUAGCAUAGGAGCAAUUCUGCUUGCCGGAGAAUGCAUUCAGGUACUUGCUUCAGGAAUGGCCAAUUUUCAUUUUCCAUUUCUUUAUUGAUGCCAAAAAAAAAACUUCUUACUUCAACAACUUUGCUUUUCCAAGAUUUACAUAUAUUUGUAUUCUGACAUAUUUCCUCUCAGUUAUAUUCCAAUUAUCUUUUGCUCCAGACUUGACUAAUAUAUACGUUUUCCAGUAUAAAUACCAAGAAUUUAGAAAUUCCAUGAAAAUCCACCAACGUAGUUGCAUAAUUGUUAUAGACAAUAUCAGAUGUAAUAGCUGAUUUCUUGGACCUAGUACAUGCUAUCAUCCUUAUAGAUCGUUAGUUUCUAAACAUUAACUGUGAUCUUAAUAAAUAUCAGAAAAGACAGUGUUUUGUCUCCUUUAACUUCUGAAAGAAAAAAAAAAGAUAGUAUCCCUAAUAGAAUUAGCUAAUGAUGAAUGAGGCAUCAGUUUUAUCGUCGGGAUCAAAAUAUCUAGGUUAUGCACAACAUUUCUUGUUGCUGUGCAUUAUAAAUCCGUUACGAUGAAUAUGAAUAUCGCCUGUCCUUUUCUGAUGCAUGUACUGUUGCGGAAGCCAAAUGUAU